Messenger RNA from Selaginella moellendorffii, 2205 nucleotides. Its product is annotated as auxin response factor 7. The coding region runs from base 316 to 2064 and encodes 582 amino acids. NCBI's taxonomy places the organism in Eukaryota, Viridiplantae, Streptophyta, Lycopodiopsida, Selaginellales, Selaginellaceae. The transcript has 3 exons. The record is from RefSeq and is a predicted model, not a curated record. Gene Ontology annotation, biological process: response to hormone; regulation of DNA-templated transcription. Gene Ontology annotation, molecular function: protein binding; DNA binding.
UUUCAAGAUUUGAAGAGAGAGAAAAUAAGAUAGAUGAAAAGAAAGAUCAUAUAAGCUUGUCUUGUGCGUGUAUGUCUCCUUCUGUGUGUGUGUGUACCCGACUCUAGCCUUUGCGAGGAGGUCUAGAAUCCCCAAACCGUGCGUGCUUGUAGGCAAGGCACUGCUCAUCCCAUAAUGGCGAUCCGGCAGCAAAUGCCUUGAUCCGGCAAGUGCUCGCAUUGCUCUCCAACACACACACACACAACAAGAGAGCACGGCUUAUCAUCGUCAUUAGUGCCUAGUGAUGAGCACUGAAAAGACCGCAGCGACAGCAGCAUGGACUGUCCCACACGGAAGCGGAAGAACAGUAUCUCGAGCGACGAGGAGCUGAGGAAAAUGUCGAGAGUCUCGUGGAUUCAAGAUCCCCAAGGUAUGAAUUUGCAGCAGCAGCAGCAGCAGCAACAGCAGCAGCAACUUCUAGAUCACCAAAUGCUUCUUAGAUUACAACAACAUCAGCAACAACAACACCAACAUCACCAUCAGCAGCAGCAGCAGCAGCAACAACUACAACAUCAACACCAGCAGCACCAAAAACAACAGCAGCAAAGAGAUUCAAGUGAUCAGAUCCCAGUGGUAGCAACUUCAGCUCAAGCAGGGGCUGCUCUCAGCUUGCAGCAAAGGGCCAUGGCAGCAAUCGCCCUUCAAGAAAUCAGGAGCAGUAUUGACACCUCCAAACUUGGCCAGCAGCACCACAAGUAUCAUCCACCAGUGGCAACCACAACCACAAUCACCACUGGCAGUGGUGGUGCUACCAACAAUCCUCCAAGCACACCACAAUCCUUCCAAUCCCACCAAAAUCCCAGCUUCACCACCAACAGCCCACUCUCCAUGCUUGACACCAGAUCUUUGUAUCCCCCAUCUUUGCAUCCACUCUCCUCCUCAAUCUCCACAACCAGUGAUGUAGCUCUGGUGGAUCCAUUAGCUUCCUGUUCUUCCUCCAAGAUCAUGAUGAUGCCUUCUCAACAGCUGAUGAUGAGCAUUCCUCCUGUGAUUUUCCCCUCUUCCCUCAUCAAUCCUCCAUCCUCCUCCUCCACACCACCUCCGGCUGUGAUUCUUCCCUCCACUCCACCUCCAAAGCCUGUGAGCAAGCCUGUGACCACCAUGUCCUCCAGCCCCAUGAGGAGCACUGCUAGUGUCCCGGAUUUCAAGGACUUGCAGCAGCAGUCCCUCAAAUCCAGUCCUUCCACCGCCACCACAAAGUGGUUUGCGUCGCCGCCACCUCCAGGAGCUCUCGCUGCGAAUUUGGCUGGGUCCGGAGCAGGAAUCUGGCUGGGUGGUGACUUCAACAGCACCGUAAAUGUCACCGCAGCGCUGGAUCACCACCACCAACAGCAGCAGCAGCUUCAUCACCACCACCACCAUCUUCACCAAGAGCUCAUGAGUUCAGAGAACAGCGUCAUCUUGCAGCAGGAUCCCCAGACUCCAGUUGCAACAACGAGCGGCGGGGGAUGUUUCAGUAUUGGUCCCGGUGUUGCGAACGGCUCUCAUAUGAUGAUGCCACCCUCCGGGAAUUUUAGGAGCCAGGGAGGCAUAUCGAGUUCCAUCGCCGUGAAGAACAACAUGCCUCUGAGCCCGUCGCCUGCGGUGGUCGAUCAGGUGAUUGCCGACUUGAAGAACAUUGUCUCGUCAUCUUCACCAGAUAGUUGUGUUGUCGCUGAUAAUUCUUCCAAACAGCCCAAACCGAUCCACCAGCCUCCGCAGCAGCAGCAGCAGCUUCAGCAUCAGCGUCAAAGAACUUUCACAAAGGUGUACAAGCUUGGCUCGAUCGGAAGGGCCGUAGACGUGGCUCGUUUCAAGAACUACGUCGAACUCCGGGCCGAAUUGUCGAGAAUGUUUGGAUUGGAUGGACAACUCGAUCAGAGGAACGGAUGGCAGCUCGUUUUCGUGGACAAGGAGAACGAUCUGUUGCUCGUUGGCGAUGAUCCCUGGGAAGAAUUCGUCAGCUCUGUUCGAGGGAUCCGCAUUCUGUCACCAUCAGAAGUUUCUUACUACACGAGCGACGAACGGAGUGCCGAAAUUGUAUAGCUAGAAGUAACCGUCGAAACCAAGUUGAGUGCUCGAUUACACUACCAUACGUACGAACGUAUGCCGACCUUUUCCUCCCUUCCUCCUCAAAUCAUGUAUUGGCAGAAGGUUCCAUCAAAAUGGAAGAAAAAUCUUGCCUCC